ACAACAGAAACAAUGGCUUCACAAGCCAAACCUCAAAUCCUCUCCGACAUCAACCAUCUCCUCUACUUCGCUCUCAUCCUCUUCCUCUCCUUCCACGUGGCAUCCGGCGCCGGAGGAACAUGGAAGCUUCUCUUAAACAACGUCGGAAUCUCAGCUAUGCACUCACAGCUCCUCAUCAACGACCGUGUCAUAAUGUACGACCGAUCCAACUUCGGUCCUUCAAAAAUCUCUCUCCCUAACGGAACCUGCCGGGACAGUCCAAACGACUCCGUUUCGAAACGUGACUGCACAGCGCACUCUAUCGAAUACGACGUCGCUUUGAACCGCGUCCGUCCUUUGACCGUCCAGUCCAACACUUGGUGCUCCUCGGGAGGAGUCACUCCCGACGGAACUCUCCUUCAGACAGGAGGAGACAAAGACGGAGAACGUAAAGCUAGACUGUUCUACCCAUGCGAUGAUGAUUCUUGUGUUUGGUCUGAAAUAGACAACGCACUUAAUGUUAAAAGAUGGUACGCUUCGAACCAUGUACUUCCCGAUGGUCGUCAGAUUAUAGUAGGAGGUCGUGAUGAGUUUAACUUCGAGUUUUUCCCUAAGACAAACGCUCCAAACACAUACAGCUUACGGUUCUUGUCCGAAACCAACGAUCUUGACCAAGAAAACAAUCUCUACCCUAACGUGUUCCUCAACACCGAUGGAAACUUAUUCAUAUUUGCUAAUAACCGAGCCAUUUUACUAGACUAUUCCAAGAACACCGUCGUGAAAACAUACCCGGAGAUCCCUGGAGGCGAUCCGAGAAGCUAUCCGAGCACCGGCUCCGCCGUUCUCCUCCCUAUCAAGAAUCUUGAAGAAGAAGUUAUCGAGCUGGAGGUUCUGGUGUGUGGCGGUGCACCGAAAGGAUCGUACCUCUUAGCUUUGAAUGAAAACACUUUUGUGAAAGGUCUUGACACGUGCGCGAGAAUCAAGAUCAACGAUGCUAACCCUAAAUGGGUGCUUGAGAAGAUGCCGAGGCCUAGAAUAAUGGGAGACAUGAUCGUUUUACCUAACGGACAAGUUCUGUUAAUUAACGGUGGUUCAUCAGGGUCUGCUGGUUGGGAGCUUGGUCGUGAACCGGUUUUGAAUCCUGAUCUUUAUCAUCCUGAUAAACCGAUCGGUUCAAGAUUCCAAGUUCAGAAUCCAAGCACUAUACCGAGAAUGUACCAUUCAACCGCGACUUUACUACGUGACGGUAGGGUUCUCGUCGGAGGAAGCAACCCUCACGAGUUUUACAACUUCACCGGCGUGCUUUUCCCGACGGAGCUUAGGCUAGAGGCUUUCUCGCCGUCGUAUUUGGAGACUCAGCAUAGGACUAUACGUCCAAGGAUUAUGAGUCCUUCGUUACACUCGACGGUUAAUUACGGUGGAAUCUUGAGGCUGAGGUUUCGAGUAUUAGGUGGAGUGAAAACUCCGGUUAAAGUUACAAUGGCGUUUCCUUCGUUUACUACUCAUUCCUUCUCUAUGAGCCAGAGACUCUUGGUUCUUGAUCAUGUCACGUCUUUGAGAAUAGGUCAGUGGACUUAUGAGGUUAGGGUUAAGACGCCGAGAUCUGCUAAUCUUGCACCGCCCGGUUAUUACAUGGUUUUUGUGGUGAACCAAGAUAUACCGAGUGAAGGUAUUUGGGUAAGGUUACAGUGA
Molecule: messenger RNA, 1671 nt
Organism: Brassica oleracea var. oleracea
Lineage: Eukaryota; Viridiplantae; Streptophyta; Magnoliopsida; Brassicales; Brassicaceae
Product: galactose oxidase
Exons: 1
Coding region: 13-1671 (552 amino acids)
Source: RefSeq, a predicted model, not a curated record